Cylindrotheca closterium is the source of this 549-nucleotide messenger RNA. The record is from the annotation of a GenBank genome assembly. Lineage: Eukaryota; Bacillariophyta; Bacillariophyceae; Bacillariales; Bacillariaceae.
AUGAAAAGUAAUCUCCUUUGUGUGGAUCAACUUCAAGAUUUUGGUAUAAUUGUGAAUGAUGUGCCCCUCCAACGUCUAAAGCGCAAAGAUCGCAAUCAGUAUUCGCAUUCACUUAUUGAUGAAAACUUGGGGUUACAUAUCCCAAUGGACUUCCUGAAGCCUAUUAGCUUCUUUGCCUGUCGCAAACCUGCGCUGUCUGAACUUGAUGAAAAAUUUUCGGUGGAGAUGACCAGUUCCGCCCCUUGGGAACCUUAUGACCCGGAAUCCUCUCGCAUCGAACAAAAUUUACGACGUGAAUAUCAAGGAGACCUAGCCACUCAACAAAUCUAUUCUGUUGAACGCUCUGAUCCCAACUACCGCUCUAUUUGCCCACUCGCUCUUCCUAUCGCUUCAGGGGACAGAGUUGAGGCGACCAUCAAUGGUGUUAAAACCGAUGGCAAGAGUUAUUUGGUCAAACCUGAACAACUCAUUAUUUUGGGAAAAGGAGAAAAGCGAGCCAUUGUCCUUCCGCCAGUGCGAGAAAUUGCAAAAGGCCUCAAAUGUCUGUAG